Temnothorax curvispinosus is the source of this 414-nucleotide messenger RNA. RefSeq lists its product as uncharacterized. The transcript is spliced from 2 exons. The record is from RefSeq and is a predicted model, not a curated record. Lineage: Eukaryota; Metazoa; Arthropoda; Insecta; Hymenoptera; Formicidae. Bases 37 to 342 code for a protein of 101 amino acids.
CCACGAACUGCGACGUCUGCGACGAAACGAACCGCGAUGGGCGCGAUGUCCGCGAUCCACGGCCCUGCGCACCUCCCCGCGGUGAUACCAGACUGCAGACAAAGCCGGAGCACGGAGCUGACGGAGAUGGAGCAGCUCAGCAGCAUGCUUACGGCAUGUGGAGGGGAUUGUGCUGGGGUAACGCGUCCAACCAAAGCGAAGACCACGUCCGUGUUCGCUCGACACUUGGGCAGCUGCUUCAAAACGUUCAAACACCUGGGAGGACUGCAGAUCCGCUGUCUCCUCUUGUCGAGCUAUAGCUAUUAUUCAGGUUCAAAAACUCUUGAGUUAGCGUCGAGUUGAUGUGCAAUUAUUUAUUUACUGUUGAUUUAUUAAUUCUCUUCCUACAAGAUUUUGAUAUAUUUAUAAGUGUGC